UCAUUACUUAUCGGAUGUCUUACCAUUGAAAAACCCCGAUGAUGUAAUCUAGAGGCCUUAUAAAUUUCUCUCUGAGAAAGAAACAGUUUGAAAAUGGAACCGUACAAAUGGAUGUCUGUCGUUAUUGUUUUAUUUUUGUGUAAAAACACCGAGUCUUCUAUAUCUGACGUCUUUCGAGACAAUACAGUUCCUACUAACAUAAUGGAGUUCGAAAGAAAAGUUACGAAACUGAUGAAUUCAGUAUUGGAACAAAUUUUUCCUCUAGCAGUUCGAAUUGUAUCCGAAUCUAACGUUUCUCAACCCUGUACUAUAAGCCUUCUGCAUUUUUUUACGAAUUUGAAAACGUUGAAAGAAUGGGCCGUAAACAUGUUGGAUGCAAGCGCUAAACCUCCUGCUAGCAUUCUUCAAGGUACCCUAACGGUUUUCGGUGGUUACGACGAAUGCCUCGAUAUUAAUGUUAAGAACAAGAAAGAAAAAACAAUCCUAAGAGGUCAAUAUUGUAUGGUAGAACUAAAACCUCCCGAUUUUUUCUUUUCGGAACUGAAACAGUUAAAUUCCACGGGCCUCAAAACAUCACUGUGGAAAAGUUUACAAAGAUACGCAGACGUGGGAAACGAAUUUGCAUUCCGUCUAGGACUGUGUGUUCCCGACAAAUGUUCGGCUCGUGACAUAAAACAAGUGGUAUAUUUGGCAACCAGAAGUUUUGGUAUAACUUCUAACGCUAAGUGCCAUACAAAGAUGGUGGUAAGACCAAACGUGGCUCAGAUCUUGUUUAUAUCUUUUUUUGGAUGCUUAGGUUUACUGGUUAUACUGGGUACAGUACUCGAUAUCAUUAUACAACAUACAGCAUUGAUAGGCCAACACGGCGGACUGAUUACGUUACUGAUGACGUUUUCUGUAUACACCAACACUAUUCAUUUGUUUCGCACUUCGCAAAGAAUUCGCUCGCUAGCGGCCGUUCGUGGAUGUCGAGUUCUGUCAGCCUUCUGGAUUGUAUUAGGACACACGUACUUCUUCCCACAUAUUUUAUAUUUUUCUAAAUAUCGUAGGUUGACUGGUCUAACUGAAUUUGUCGACGAAUUAAUGUUUAAAACAAUUACAAAUGGAACUGUUGCUUUAGAUACUUUCUUUCUCAUGUCAGGUAUGCUUCUUGUACAUACAACGUGGAAUAAAUUACAAGAAAAUAAAGGAAUACUAAAUCCUGUUUUAUUCUUUUUUUCUAGAAUGUUGAGGUAA
This is a messenger RNA of Centruroides sculpturatus (bark scorpion), 1236 nucleotides long. RefSeq names its product nose resistant to fluoxetine protein 6-like. The record is from RefSeq and is a predicted model, not a curated record. The transcript has 8 exons. Lineage: Eukaryota; Metazoa; Arthropoda; Arachnida; Scorpiones; Buthidae. The coding region runs from base 94 to 1236 and encodes 380 amino acids.